CCUGUCGGCCCCGGCACCCCCCCGCCGCACCCCAGCCCCGAGCAUGGGGACGGCGCUCCUCCAGCGCGGGGGCUGCUUUCUGCUGUGCCUCUCGCUGCUGCUCCUGGGCUGCUGGGCGGAGCUGGGCAGCGGCCUGGAGUUCCCGGGGGCCGAGGGCCAGUGGACGCGCUUCCCCAAGUGGAACGCCUGCUGCGAGAGCGAGAUGAGCUUCCAGCUCAAGACGCGCAGCGCGCGCGGCCUCGUGCUCUACUUCGACGACGAGGGCUUCUGCGACUUCCUGGAGCUCAUCCUGACCCGCGGCGGCCGCCUGCAGCUCAGCUUCUCCAUCUUCUGCGCGGAGCCCGCCACGCUGCUGGCCGACACGCCGGUCAACGACGGCGCCUGGCACAGCGUGCGCAUCCGCAGGCAGUUCCGCAACACCACGCUCUUCAUCGACCAGGCCGAGGCCAAGUGGGUGGAGGUCAAGUCCAAGCGCAGGGACAUGACGGUGUUCAGCGGCCUCUUCGUGGGCGGGCUGCCCCCCGAGCUGCGCGCCGCGGCGCUCAAGCUCACGCUGGCCGCCGUCAGGGAGCGCGAGCCCUUCCGGGGCUGGAUCCGCGACGUCAGGGUGAACGCCUCGCAGGCCCUGCCGCUGGACAGCGGCGACGUGAAGCUGGACGACGAGCCGCCCAACAGCGGCGGGGGCAGCCCGUGCGAGGCGGGCGACGAGGGCGAGGGCGGGGUGUGUCUCAACGGGGGCGUGUGCUCGGUUGUGGACGACCAGGCGGUGUGCGACUGCUCGAGAACCGGCUUCCGCGGCAAGGACUGCAGCCAAGAAGACAACAAUGUGGAAGGUCUGGCGCACCUGAUGAUGGGCGACCAAGGAAUCUUUCUUAUCCUUAAAUUCUCUGAAUUUUCUUGUGCUCUGAAUCUUAAUCUGAAUUGGGACAAAAGGUCACAGAUCUUCACCUUUACCUUUGUGUCAUCUAGCAGGGAAACUUCUCUGCUUGAAAAAGCACAUGAACAUGAGCCGGGCAAUAAGGAGCCAUCUAAGCAGGUGUUUAAAAUAGAGUCUCAAGAACUCCCAAGUACAGGUCUUAAUAGGGACAGUGAGCAUCUAGGACUCAGUGCUUUGACCAGUCAGAAGCCAGUCACAGCUGAGGAGUCGGCUGGAGGACCCCUGGACAGAUGUGUUGAGAUAAGGAUUCAAUUCAUCACUGAGGUAUUCUUCAGCAAAGAGCCUUCAAUGGCCUCCAGUGUGCAUUUGGCAAACUUAGGAAUGCACACCGAGGACCAAACGGAAGGGAAAAGCCCCAAAGCGAGAGGAGAAUCUGGGCGAGAAGAUGAAUCCAUAUGCAUCCUUUGGAAGCCAGAUGAGCAGAUGGUGCUGUUGACAUUCUGUUACGAGAGUUGA
Molecule: messenger RNA, 1393 nt
Organism: Nyctereutes procyonoides (raccoon dog)
Lineage: Eukaryota; Metazoa; Chordata; Mammalia; Carnivora; Canidae
Product: neurexin-1-like
Exons: 6
Coding region: 44-1393 (449 amino acids)
Source: RefSeq, a predicted model, not a curated record